AUUAGAGAGUGUUGGACUAGUAGUCGAACGGUUGACAAUCAGGUGAUUUAGAGGUGGAUUAUUAGAACAGAGUUCAACAAGAUAUGGAUUUGAUUUUAGCGUGGGCGGUGCUGUUGCAAUAUUGCUUCAUCACGUCAGCUGCAGAGACAGCAAUCUACUGCAAAAAGCCCCUUGAUCCCUUGGAUGGGCAAUGUUCUGGAAACUCUUAUCGGUACCAGGAAGUGGCUCAGUGUACAUGCAAUGCCGGAUACUUCAUGAUAGGCAGCACAGAGAUAACAUGCAACAAUAGAGCUCUGUGGUCUCCAUCUCCACCACAAUGCCGAAGAGUCUAUUGUCCUAACUUGCGGUAUGAUACAACUCGUUUAUGGUUGAGCAUCAAAAGAAGUAGACAUGCAAAGAGAUGCUCCUCGAGCAAAUAUUGCGUAGGAGAUAUCAUUACUUUCUCGGCUCUUCCCGGGUACUACCUACAAGGUAGAUCUUACCUUGCAUGUCUGCAGCAGAAAUCGACCUAUGAAAGCAGGGGCAACUGGAAUGUCAGCCAACCACCGCAGGCUUUAGCGGUCAACUGCAGAAAACCCAUUGAUCCAAUCAAUGGACGAUGUUCAGGAAACUCCUAUCGCCCUCAGGGAGUUGCUCGGUGUAGAUGUGAUGUUGGAUACUACAUAAAAGGCCGAAGAGAUAUAACAUGCAACGCUAGAGCAAACUGGUCUCCACCUCCACCAACUUGCAAAAGGGUCUAUUGCCCGGAACUGACGUAUAAUACAACUCGUUUAUGGACAAAAGUGAAAAGCUGUUCUGCGGGAAGAUUUUGCGUGGGCGAUAUGGUUACGUUCGUGCCUCGUCCUGGUUACUACCUGAAAGGUAGCUUUCACCUCAAAUGCUUGCCACCGACAUCAAUCUACGAAAAGACAGGCAACUGGAAUUCCAGCCAACCACAAACAUUUGAAAAGACGUGCCCUCCUGUACCCUCAAAGAUCAACAAAGGAUCUGUCAAUGGCACUGACAAUACAAUUCAUUCCACAGUAGAAUUUACAUGCUCAGAUGGCUACGAGUUAAUAGAUGGCGAUUCUAGAAUAGUUUGUAUGUCGUCGGGACAGUGGAGUGGAAAAAAACCAAGAUGUCAACACGUUUGCACUAAUCGCGGCCCGCAAAACGGGUCUGCUCAACUUUGCGUCGUUCGAAACAGAAGGGCAGAAUUAGUCUGUCUAGAAGCAGUCCAAUGCCCGUCAGAUUUCACUCCGGUGUGCUCUAGUGAUGCAGAAACUCACAACAACGUAUGUCGUAUGAAAAUUGCCGGCUGCAAAAAGUACGGCGCUAGAGACACAACGACUGCUGUAGCUAAAGGACAAUGUCGUUAUGCAAAUCGUUGUAUUGCUCCAAAAAUGCAGACAAACCUAACUAUAUCGGACGGACCAUAUGAGUACCCCCAUUCUAUCACUAUUGGUUGCAUUGACGGUCACGAAGUUCGUGGGGGCAGUGACGUAUACGAAUGGAAAUGCUCAGAAAAUGGAACAUGGUUUGACACAAAGACAAAAUUGCUUGGAAAAGUUCCGUCAUGCGCACCGAAAAACUGCAAAGAGCCAGCAGCGACUAAAGAUUGCACAUCAAGCGGAACAUAUUACCAGUACUCUGGAGUCAUUAACUAUACACGACCCUAUGGCUAUUGCAUUGAUGGUUCUAAUAAAAUCACUUGUAACAGCGACGGCGAAUGGUCAGGUCCACCACCUACAUGUAGAAGAAUUCGUUGCCCCCUUCUUGAAUCUCCAGAACAUGGCGAUAUAAAGUUUAAAUCAGUAGAAAGGUUUGUGAACGACAUAGCAGUUUAUCGCUGCAUUACCGGUUAUGACAUAUACAUGGACAAAAGUGUAUCAAGGAUUGUUCGCACGUGCUUACAACCAGAGGACCCUCGGCAAUGUGUUGGAAUAUGGAGCGAAAAACCGCCAUGUUGUAUACCGAGGUCAUGUCCGGAUCCUAAUAAUUCUAACUUCAGAAAUGGACUCAUACAAGGGAAUGCGUAUUUUUACCCAGAGACAAUCUCACUUAACUGCAUAAAUGGUCACGAACUCGUUGGCGGUGGACCCUAUUUUCAGUGCAAUCAAAGUGGCCAGUGGCAUGAAAUAUCAAAACACAGUAAAGAGGCAUCAAACAAGACAAAAGAGAGAAUCAAUUUAGAACUUGAAAAAGUCAAGAAUUGCAUAUCGCCAAUAUCAGAAACAAUCAGAACAAAGCACUUUUUACCCAAAGUAAGAAAAUUCCCUUCCUGCCAAACUGUGUCGUGUGGACGACCUCCUUCGCUACUGAAUGGAAGAUAUGAAGGACACGUCUUUAGCUACGGAGCCAUGGUACGCUACCACUGCAACGUCGGACACUGUCUCGUUGGAAACAAUACCUCCAUUUGUUUGAAAGAAGGUUAUUGGAGUUCAAACACUCACAGAAAAUGUCAAAUUCUGAAAUGUCCUAAUUUACAAUCGAUAUCAAAUGGUUCAGUUUCGGUGUCGUCAAACUAUUUGGGCGGAACGGCUACUUACCAAUGCAAAACUGGCUUUGAUAUCAUUGGUUCUCGUACAACAUCAUGCCAGAAACAUUCAUCGCCGCAUUGCAGUUUGACAUGGACAGAUCAUCCACCAACAUGUAGAGCUAAAGAUUGCGGCGAUCCGGGUGUCAUUAGUCGCGGAAGAAUAGCCGUGAUCCAAGGAGACGGAAGGCGAUAUCCCAGUUACAUCCAGUUUAUAUGCAAUCUAGGAUAUCAAAUUGUUGAAGGCACAGAGUUUAUGACGUGUUCAAGUUCACAAGUGUGGAAGGGAAAACGGCCAAAGUGUCAACCUGUUUAUUGUGGUGCGUUGGAAAAACCCAAGAAUGGUGAAAUUGUAGGCAACAACUUCUAUUUUGGAGAAUCCGUGAGAUUUUCUUGCAAUAGAGGAUACAUGAUGAUAGGAAAAGAGACUUUAACGUGCGAGACGUCUGGUACAUGGACAAAUAUUUCACCCAAAUGUAUUGAAACAAGAUGUUUUCCAAUUCAAAGACAGAAACAUGGGCGUGUUGUUGGAACAGGCAACCAAAUUGGCUCUAUUCUUGUAUUUCAAUGUACGCUAGGAUAUGCCUUGAAGGGAUCUUCAAAACUUCACUGCGUCCAAAUCAAAAAUUUACCAGCAAAAUGGAGCAUGCCAAUACCGGAAUGCCAAGCAAUACGGUGCGAGCCUUUACAGCCUCCUAAAAACGGGUUUAUCAGUGGCAGGAGUUACACGUUUCCGAAUUUUGUUGUGUAUGCAUGUAAAGAAGGUUAUAAACUUAGUGGAGAAUCAAAGCGCAACUGCAAUGGAUCUGGACAAUGGAAAGGAUUAGCGCCAAAUUGCCAACGUAUUACAUGCCCAUCAAUUCAAAACCCGCUAAAUGGAGAAUUGGUUGGCGAUGAUUUUUCUGUAAACUCUACAGUUGAAUUCGUUUGUAAUGCCGGAUAUGCUGUGCGAGGUUCGUCUACGUCUACCUGCCUUUCGCAAGGAAUGUGGUCACAUGACCCUCCAACAUGCCAAAGUAUAAAAUGCGCAGCACCGCCUAGACCAAAGUUUGGUAAAGUACUUGUUUCGCAAACUCAUGUCCGAAGCGUUGCUCGGUACUCUUGCUCGGUUGGGUACAGGCUCGUUGGCGUCACUCACAGGCAAUGUAUACAAACCUCUAAGUUCACUGUCGAAGCUACGUGGAGCGCUAAGUCUCCCAAAUGCAUUUCUGUGAGAUGUUCUACACUUCAUGCUCCACGAAACGGAAAAAUUGUUGGCGACAAUUUUUAUUAUCCACAUUUCGUGCUGUACUUGUGUGACUAUGGAUACCAGAUAGUUUCUGGUAACAGCACUAGAAAAUGUAACGAAAUAGGAAAAUGGACAGGCAUUGCGCCCUUAUGCAAAGGUGUUUGUGAAGUUGCAAGACUUAAUUGUUCUAACGCUAAGAUUUGUGCAGUGGACAGUGACGGCAGUGCAACGUGUAUAUGCAAAUCUCGGUCUACUUGUCCAUUAGAUGUCAGACCGGUCUGCGGUUCUGAUGGGCGAACUUAUGUAAACAAGUGUUUACUGGAAGUGGAGGCAUGCUUGUUUGGAUCAGACUCAUUAAGAACGACUAGUCAAGGAGUGUGUGAAUUCUCUUGUCAUAUCUGCCAUUCAAAUGCUGAUUGUGUUGAAAAUACCAAUUGCAGCUGCAAACCUCGUUUCGUUGGUGACGGAAGAGAAUGUUGCUUCGAAGAAUUAACCAACCAGGUGGCGUUACUUGGAUCUGCAGCAUGGUUCGAUUGCCAAGAAUCGUGCCAUCUUCCGUUUGGUUCUACUCAUUGGUACUUGAAUGGUCAAAUUCUAGACCACUCAGAUACUAAAUCUAGAUUUGCGAUUUCAAUAAACGGACGAGGACUUUCCAUUACGAAACUAAAGUUAGAAGAUGCCGGUGAGUAUACAUGCAGGGUGUCCAGCGACAGGCUCACUUACGAACGACAUGGACAUCUGGAUGUCAUCGAUCCAAUCAACCAAUUUUCGGCAAUUUCUCAAUGUUCAUCAGAUUGUGGUAAAAGUUGUGCUAGAAAGCCAUUUGUUGCUGGAGGCGACACGACUAGUCCUGGUGAAUUCCCAUGGCAAGCAAUGCUGUGUUCUCCUCGGCUGGGACGACAUUGUGGAGGAGUUCUCAUUUCAGAGAGAUGUGUGCUAACAGCAGCACAUUGCUUAAAGUAUCAGAGCAUAAACAGAAAGACUAUCACAGUUUGCUUGGGCAAACAUUGUGGCAAUUGCUCCGAAUCUGAUUCUUUAUCCAAUUCCGUUUGCUCCAAUUCUUCGUCGAUAAUCAUACAUCCAGAUUUUAAUCAAACUUCUUUCGAUCAUGAUAUCGCCGUUCUGAAACUUGCUCGUCCGGUAAACUGCAAUUGUCGAACGAUCAUGCCUGUGUGUCUACCAGACAAGGCAAGAGAUUCUUCAUACAUCCGUGCUCAACAAAACGGCAUUGUCACUGGAUGGGGUCGCGUCAAUUCGACAGUCAGCAGAUCUAGAUGUUUACGUAAAGGAGACGUCAGGUUAAAAUCUCGUCGUCUUUGUCAACUAAAGCAUCAAAGUUACCAAAUAACUGAGAACAUGCUGUGUGCUACUGAUUACAACGGUGCCUGUGAAGGAGACAGUGGCGGACCUCUGGUGGUAAAGAACAGAAAGUUUAGAGGUCGCUAUGUGUUGGCAGGAGUUGUGAGUUGGGGAAUCGGUUGUGGCGAAAAGACAAAGUUUGGAGUCUACACAGAUGUGAUCAGUCAUCUCGACUGGAUCAAGUCUAGUUGUGGCAUCAACUGAAUAUUGGAGUUUAUAGAGAUUAUCUCGACUCUGAGGAAGACAAAGAAUUUUGACCUUUCUUUCUGCUUGUUGCAUGUUUGCAUUCGACUGCUUAGACGUAGAAAAUGUUACUGAAUCGUCAAAACAAGAAUACGGCAAAGUAUUCGCAAAGCAGACGUAAUGGCUGUUUAAAUUAUAAAAGUUGAUGAUUGUCCUGAAAACUUCUCCAUCAAGUAUCUGAUAACUUUUAUAUUUGGACCAACAUAUUGAUUAG
Molecule: messenger RNA, 5559 nt
Organism: Corticium candelabrum
Lineage: Eukaryota; Metazoa; Porifera; Homoscleromorpha; Homosclerophorida; Plakinidae
Product: sushi, von Willebrand factor type A, EGF and pentraxin domain-containing protein 1-like
Exons: 25
Coding region: 84-5306 (1740 amino acids)
Biological process (GO): proteolysis
Molecular function (GO): protein binding; serine-type endopeptidase activity
Source: RefSeq, a predicted model, not a curated record